GUGUGUGCUUUAUAGAUGUAUAUAAUCCCUCAUUUGACCCAGAAAAGAAACUCCUCUACUGGCCGAGGCGCAGCAGAGUUACAAUCCGCGGCAGCGCUGCAUGUAGUCGGAGCAUCAGCUGGAGGAACAAGCAGCCCCAGCACCGAUCCAACUUCUCACCGUAUCCGGAUUCUGCAUCAAAGCAUCGGUGACAGAAGAGACAUGGCUGAACACAUGAUGAUGCCCAUGAGCCACAGCUUCAGGAUGGGUAUGAAUGGACCUCCACAGCACAACGGGCAGCCCGGCCUGCGCACCCUGCCCAACGGCCAGGUCAUGCACUAUGGCAGGAACCCUCAAAACAACAUGGAGGCUGCCAUGAGACAGAGGUCGGGCAUGGUGGGUCCCGGAGGGAUGGGUGGUCCCAUGAACGGCUCUCCCAUGGCCAACCACCACCACCACCAGAUGAUGUCUGGGAACAUGAUGUACAAUGGGCAAGCUCCUCAGCACCAGCAGCAGCAGCAGCACCACCACCACAUGCACCCUCAGCAGCAGCAGCAGCAGCAGCAGCAGCAGCAGCAGCAGCAACAGCAGCAACAGCAGCAGCAGCAGCAGGGUGGCCACCCGCAGCAGUAUCACCCUGGUAACCUCACCUCUCAGCAGCUCAUGGCCAGCAUGCACCUGCAGAAACUCAACACUCAGUAUCACGGACACCCACUGAGCAUGGCCAACGGACACCACCUGCCCAACGGUGCUCAGUACCGCAUGGGCCCGGCCCAGCUGUCAGGCAUGCAGCACCUCGGCGGCCCGUUGGGCCAGAACAGCAUGGACAUGGAUCUGAUCGAUGAGGAGGUUCUGACUUCUCUGGUGCUGGAGCUGGGCUUAGACCGUAUUCAGGAGCUUCCCGAGCUCUUCCUGGGACAGAACGAGUUUGACUUCAUAUCGGACUUUGUGUGCAAACAGCAGCCGAGCACGGUGAGCUGCUGAGCGACGUUUGCGCGGUUUGUUCAGACCCAAAGAAUGACUGAGCGGGAGCAGUAGCACAGCGAGAGUUGACAAUCUCUCGGUUCUGUUUGGGUGAAUCCGUGUCUGUCUUCACACUGACCUGCCUGCGAGUUAAUGAAGAGUCGUAAUGAGAGAAAACACAGAGAAAAAGCACGAGGUUCCUCCUCUUUGAGCUGGUGCCAGUAAGAUCUGUUGUGUUUGGCCCGUGUUGUCGCAUCCUGAUGCAGCGGGCUCUUUCUGGACCCAUCUGGCCCUCAGCACUCGUGCCUGCUGUGCCAAGGCUUUGGGAUAAUUGAAAGCUUAACUAUCACCAGGGGGCGAAGACAACCUGGGAAGACUGUCCAUCUGGGUCUGCUAGGUUCUGUGGCAUCACUAAAUGCAUUUUAUUUCUCAUGACAUCUUCAACUAGUAGCAGAUGUUUUACAAACAUUUAUAAGAGUUUGUCCUCUGAGUUUGUCCUCCGUACAAGGAUGACAGGAUUUCGAGUGUAGAAUGUUGUUUUUCUGUCCAUUUUUUUUUUUUUUUGCAUAUUGAAGGCUGGCUCUUCAAAACUGACUUCUUACACAUUUCCUUGAAGAGCAGAAGAGUGAGUUUGUGCAGCAACAUGCUGGGGUUUAGUUUGUAAACCACUCAUUUCCCUACACCAAAUCCUAUAGAAAAAAUAGCGAUUUUAGGGUCACUGCACACAGGAGUUGUUGAUCCACUGCUGCCUCCAACAGUAUGUUCAGAUGUGUUAGUUUGUAACUUUGGUGUUUUAAAACCUUUUUUUGGGAUUUAUUUAAAUGACACAAACUUAGCAAAUGAGGCGACAGUAGACCAGCACUUCCUGUGUCCCUUUGUGCUAAAAAUGCUGAUUUUCUCCAUAUACUUUGGUGCAGGAGAGCAACCUCGGAUUAGUUGGGUUGAAAAGUGCCACUUGGAUUAUUUUCUGCUCUCUGUUUCUUUUACCUGACUUAGAUAUAAAUAUAUAUAUAUAAAACAAAUUAUAAUGCUGUCAUUAAAUGUAUCGCAUCUGUUCCCUGUUAUUUAACUGUGAUUGAAUCAUUGGCAAAGUAGCCUGUUGCUUAAAUGUGUUGGCAGUAGAUGGCUCUGACAUUUACGGUGCUCACUUGCGAGAAAGUCUUGGGUUAGUAAUUAGUAGAAGAGCUGGGAAUGUAGGCAGUUAUCAUCAGCAACAUUCCAGUGGUUUGUCGUAAGCAAUCGUGAAAAAAUCGAAACAAAAACAACACAGUAGCUGUGAGAGGCUGCUGGUCACAGGUCUGACGAGGCUUUUAUUUUUAAGAUGGAGACACAAAGAAAAACAAAGUGGUGUGUGAUUGCAGAUUAUGCAUUUGUGUCGUUUUUGUGCGCCUCCUUGUGUGGCAUUAAGACCCCACCGUAUGGCGUCCGUGGAAAAAUCAGAAAUCGUGUUUUAAUAAUGGAAAAAAAAAACAUUCAAACCAAUCGAUUCUAAACUUAGUUGACGAAUAAUUUUGUAAUCGAUGAAGGGUUGCAGCCCUGGCGUCCUCCUCCCUACACUGGCCUGUACCACUGGCUGUUUGGUGUGUGUGUGUGUGUGUGUGUGUGUGUGGACACAGCGCUCCCCGGCAGCACUUAGUUUAAUCAUUAUUUAAAGCUGUCGCUACCUGUGGCAUUGAUUACAUUAGCCAGGAGCACAGUGUGUGCAAAGUUGUUGUUUUUUUUUUGUCAUAGAUUAGCUUACUCUGCUGCUUUUCUACUGAUUAGAUUGAAAUGACGCGUUCUCACACGCUUGUCUUAAUGAAGGUCAACUUGCACGUUCACCAACAAGUCAAUAAUUACAAAAGUGGACACAUUUUUUUUCCCCCUGUUUCUUUGAGCACAAUCGGUACAGACUGUUUGAUUUUUUUAUAUAAGUCAAGGUUGCUGCUUGUGUCACUGCAGACCAGCGGAGGGAGAACUUUGUGCACUCUGAGUUCUAUUUGUGGCGUAGUCCUGACGGGUCAGAACUGCCUGUGCUGGUGCACGGGUGUUAAUCUGUCCUGCUGCAGUCCCGCGUCUCUCUGGACGCGUGCCAUUCUCAGCCAGCUCUCGAGUCAAACAUCUGUGACUGAAAAGCUGCGACAGAGGCAGAUAAGUGCCGGCGAGUUUGCGUUCCAUUUUGCUCUUUGCCUGGCGAACUGCAGCAGCCACACUGUGGGGGGGGGGGAAGAGAAGAAAGAAAUGGAAACACUUUUGGCCUUAGCGAGACAGUGGCCUCUGAUUUCUGCUAGAACAUGAAGCGCAGCCUUCUCGUGUGUUGUAUCUUUGUACUGUAGACUAGAGGUGAAGUUGAUCUAGAUACUUUUAAAGGUACUUUCAAAUAAAAAAAUAAAUAAAAAAAGAAACACUCAGUACGUUAACAUGUUAUGACUAUAGUUGAUGUGAAGGGGAAACUUGGACUUCUUGAGGUACAGUUAGCGAUUAAUAGAUAGAAAACGUUUACAUCGUCUUUUAGUAGUUGUUUUUAUCAUUAGCCCUGAAUGAUUCAACAUCGCUCGACUGUAAAACAUCUCUGCAUUGCUGGCUGACAAUUUACCAGAAACAGUCUGGCUGGAUUAUUGACUGUGUCAAUUGUACUAUUUUGGACCAACACGCCCAGAUAAUCUCUUAGAGUAGCAUGUAUGUUCGCCUGGACCAAACUAGCUUAGACGUGGAAAGAAACACUGACAAAGAAACUCAAAAAAUAUGGCUUCAGCUGUUAAAACCUAAAUGAUUCAAGUUCAUUUAAACUAAAGUAAGCAAGUUGUCUUCAUAUGACUUAGUUUAUCUUAGUGUAAUUUUUAGUAAUUUAAGUAAUAUUUUCAAGAUUUGUCAACCAUUUUCAACUGUCACAUAUGGUGGAACAACAUGCUAGCUGCUAGCUAAAGUUUUGAGCUAAGAAACAAAAAACAAAUGAUUUACUAGCUGAAAAGGGGAACAUUGUCUUCUAGUGUAGUGGAGUCAGAUACCGUUUAAUCAAACAAAUCUAUGCUUCACUGUUUACAACUAAACUGUUAAGAUGUUAACGUACUGAGUGUCGGAUAUACAUGUAAAUCAGUGGCUGGUUUUUGAUGUAUUGACAAGAGAUUAUAAUCCUAAUCACUUUUCACUAACAAGUGUGUAGAUCCAGUGAUCCAGUGUGUUGCAGUGGGUGCAGGAGCCUGAAGCUCAAAGACCAAGUUAGACUUCAUGUUAACGCAAGUGUGAGGGACGAUGAUGAUGAUGAUGAUGAUGAUGCCGCCACACCACUUUCCCACAGAGCAGCUGAGAAUGUACAGUACAAACACUCUGUGGGAACUUGUCUUAAAAUGGUAGAUAAACUUGUGAGAUUGUAAUCCCUGUUCCAAAAUGACACGUUGUUUAUUUGGGUAAACCCCGCCCCCCACCACCACCACCAUUUUUCCCAUUUUCCCCCAAAGCUUUUGUAAUGUUAUUGAUUCUAUUUUAAGAAAAUGUAUUUAUUUUCAAAUAAAAUAUUUAUUUAAAGAAA
This is a messenger RNA of Solea senegalensis (Senegalese sole), 4450 nucleotides long. Its product is annotated as cbp/p300-interacting transactivator 3-like. Gene Ontology annotation, cellular component: nucleus. The record is from RefSeq and is a predicted model, not a curated record. NCBI's taxonomy places the organism in Eukaryota, Metazoa, Chordata, Actinopteri, Pleuronectiformes, Soleidae. Gene Ontology annotation, biological process: regulation of DNA-templated transcription.